GUUACAAGAGCCGCCUCCGCGCGCGGGGGCCCGGCCACUCGGAGCUGCUCUGCCGCGGGGACUGCACUGCCCGCCUGCCCGGACCCGCCCCGAUCCGGGAGUCCCUGCCGCCCCUAGCCCGGCCGGCAGCCUCCCACCCGGCAGACCUCCCCCAGCCGCCAGCCUGUGCCUGCCGGGCAUGGCUGUGACUUGGGGCUGAGCUUACAGGCUGAGGAGGUGGGACAGAGAUUCCUGAAGAGAGUGAGAGGACAAAGAAGAAGAGGAAAAGCAGAAGGAGGGGCGGGUUCCUGGCAAGGCUUUCGCUCCCAAAUAAAUUUCUGUAAAAGAUGGAGAAGGAAGAAGAACCCACAAGAGAGCUGCUCUUGCCCAACUGGCAGGGCAGUGGUUCGCAUGGCCUAACCAUCGCACAGACAGACGAUGGUGUCUUUGUGCAGCAAGUCGUGCAGAAUUCCCCUGCGGCCCGCACGGGCGUGGUCAAGGAGGGGGACCAGAUUGUGGGGGCCACCAUCUACUUUGACAACCUGCAGUCGGGUGAGGUGACCCAGCUUCUGAAUACCAUGGGGCACCACACUGUGGGCCUGAAGCUGCACCGCAAGGGGGACCGAUCCCCAGAGCCCGGCCAGUCCUGGUCCCACGACGGCGCCUUCGGACGCUGCUCUGAGGUAGUGCUGAGCGGGGAUGAUGAGGAGUACCAGAGGAUCUACACGACGAAAAUCAAGCCAAGACUGAAGUCAGAGGAUGGGGUAGAAGGUGUCGAGCUUGGGGAGACUCAGAGCCGCACCAUCACGGUGACCAGAAAGGUCACGGCCUAUACAGUGGAUGUGACGGGGCGAGAGGGGGCCAGGGAGAUUGAUAUCAACAGCCCCGAGUUCAAGAUCAAGAUCCCGAGGCAUGAACUGACGGAAAUCUCCAAGGUGAAUGUGGAGACCGAGCAUGGGAAGACCGUGAUCCGACUGCCACAGAGCCCUGGGGCAACCAUUCAGACCACAGGCUACAGUGUUGGCUUUAGGGCAACUGGACCAGAGCUCCAGGGACUUGGCGCAGGUGGUGCUGGCCACUCCCAGGUCCGGGUCACUUCGCCUGGGAUCCAGGUGGAAGGCUUGGGCCUGCAGGUUGAAGGAAAGCCGGAGGUGUCUGUUCAUACCAAAGUCCCUACUUCUGUUGCUUUGGGAAGCAAAGGAGGUGUCAUCACUGGCUCAGGAAUGGAGGCUUCAUCUUCAGAUGGAGGUGGGCGCCCAUCCAUAGAUAACAUAAACAUUCCCACCAUGAAGUUACCCAAGUUUGGCUUCUCAGCAGCGGGGCCUGAGGUCCAGGGCCCAGAGGCAGGCCUGGGCGUCUGUGCGCCAGGCAUCUCUGGGGGACCUGGGGGUGAUGGCUCGGGUUUGGCAGUGAGUGGGAAUAUCCAGGGUCCUAAGCUAGAAGUCACAAGUCCCUCUGUCCACGUUGAGGGAGUCAAAGGAAAACUGAAGGGUCCUACGAUCACCAGCCCAUCCUUGGAGGGUGACUUCGGCCUGAAAGGUGCCAAGCUCCCGGGAGCUGGAGACCUGGACAUCUCUGCAGCCAAAGGACACGUUGGCACCAAAGGCCCUGCUGUGGAAUUUGGGGCUCCAGAAAUCGAUCCUCAUGGAGCUGGUGGAAAACUGACAAUGCCCCAGAUGAAAGUCCCCAAGUUUUCGGUGUCUGGUUCCAAAGGGGGAGAAGCUGCUGUGGAUAUAAAACUGCCUGAGGGAGAAGUGAACCUUCCCGAUGUCACUGGGAACCUCAGUCUGCCAGAGGUGGCCAUUAGUGGGCCAGAGGGGAAAGUCAAAGAUCCUAAAUUCAAGACCCCAGAGAUGAUCAUUCAGAAACCUAAAAUAUCCAUGCAGGAUGUAGACCUAAGCCUUAGAUCACCCAAGUUGAAAGGGGAUAUGAAGGUGUCAGGUCCAGGCAUACAAGGGGAUGUAAAAGGUCCCCAGAUAGACGUGAAAGGGCCAUCGGUGGACAUUAAGGCGCCCAGCCUCGAGGGAUCCCUAACCGGGCCCAAGCUUGGCAGCCCAACUGGGAAAAUGGGGACAUGCAAAAUCAGCAUGACUGAUGUUGAUUUGAACAUGGGCGGUCCCAAAAUAAAGGGUCACCUGGACUCUGCCCUCCCGAAGGUAGAAGGUCAGAUCAAAGGCCCUGAGAUGGACAUCAAAGGCCCCAAAGUGGACAUCAGCGCCCCAGAUGUGGAUGUCCACGGGCCCGAGUGGAACCUCAAGAUGCCCAAGAUGAAGAUGCCCAAGUUCACUGUGCCAGGGAUCAAGGGGGAGGUGCCAGAGGUUGACGUGAGCCUGCCCAAGGGAGACCUCAGUGUUUCUGGGCCCAGCAUUGACAUUGCAGCUCCACGGGUCAAUCUUGAAGGCCCAGAGGGAAAAGUAAAAGGGCCCAGCGUUAAGGUGCCAGAUGUGAACAUCAAGGCCCCAAAGAUCUCCAUGCCAGAUGUAGAUCUGCAUCUGAAAGGUACAAAAGUGAAGGGAGACUAUGAUGUUACCAUCCCAAAGCUGGAAGGAGAUCUUAAAGGCCCCAAAGUGGAUGUCAGCGCCCCAGAUGUGGACGUCCAUGGGCCCGAGUGGAACCUCAAGAUGCCCAAGAUGAAGAUGCCCAAGUUCAGCAUGCCAGGGUUCAAAGGAGAGGGCCCAGAUGUGGACGUGAGCCUGCCCAAAGCAGACAUUGGUAUUUCUGGGCCCAAGGUGGAAGUCAGCGCCCCAGAUGUGAAUGUGGAGGUCCCAGAAGGCAAAGUGAAGGGUCCCAAGUUUAGGAUGCCCGAGAUGAAUAUCAAGGCCCCAAAGAUUUCCAUGCCAGACUUGCAUUUGAAGGGCCCCAAGGUGAAGGGAGAAUAUGAUGUGACUCCUCCAAAAGUAGAAGGUGAGGUGAAAGUUCCAGAUGUGGAACUGAAAGGGGCCAAAGUGGACAUCAAUGCCCCAGAUGUGGAGCUCCAUGGGCCCGAGUGGAACCUCAAGAUGCCCAAGGUGAAGAUGCCCAAGUUCGGCAUGCCAGGCUUCAAGGGCGAGGGCCCCGAGGUGGAUGUGAGUCUGCCCAAAGCAGAUGUUGACAUUUCUGGGCCCAAGGUGGACAUUGAUGUUCCAGAUGUGGACAUUGAAGGGCCAGAAGGGAAGUUCAAAGGCCCUAAAUUUAAGAUGCCUGAGAUGAAUAUUAAGGCCCCAAAGAUUUCUAUGCCAGAUGUGGAUUUGCAUGUGAAAAGCCCCAAAGUGAAAGGAGAAUAUGAUGUUUCAGUUCCCAAACUGGAGGGGGAUCUGAAAGGCCCCAAAGUGGACGUCAGCGCCCCAGAUGUGGACGUCCAUGGGCCCGAGUGGAACUUGAAGAUGCCCAAGAUGAAGAUGCCCAAGUUCAGCAUGCCAGGGUUCAAAGGGGAGGGCCCAGAUGUGGAUGUGAGUCUGCCCAAAGCAGAUGUUGACAUUUCUGGGCCCAAGGUGGACAUUAAUGUUCCAGAUGUGGACAUUGAAGGGCCAGAAGGGAAACUGAAGGGCCCCAAGUUCAAGAUGCCCGACAUGCACUUCAAGGCCCCCAAGAUCUCCAUGCCAGAUGUUGACCUGAAUCUUAAAGGCCCCAAAGUGAAAGGGGAUGUGGAUGUGUCUGUGCCUAAGAUAGAAGGUGAUGUGAAGGUUCCUGAUGUGGACAUUAAGGGGCCCAAGUUGGACAUCAGUGCCCCAGAUGUGGACGUCCAUGGGCCAGAGUGGAACUUGAAGAUGCCCAAGAUGAAGAUGCCCAAGUUCAGCAUGCCAGGGUUCAAAGGGGAGGGCCCAGAUGUGGACGUGAGCCUGCCCAAAGCAGAUGUUGACAUUUCUGGGCCCAAAGUGGACAUUGACAUUCCAGAUGUGGACUUGGAGUGCCCAGAUGCCAAAGUGAAGGGCCCCAAGUUCAAGAUGCCUGACAUGCACUUCAAGGCCCCCAAAAUCUCCAUGCCAGAUGUGGACUUGCAUUUGAAAGGCCCCAAAGUGAAGGGAGACGUGGAUGUGGAUGUGUCUGUGCCCAAGAUAGAAGGUGAUGUGAAGGUUCCUGAUGUGGACAUUAAGGGGCCCAAGUUGGACAUUAAUGCCCCAGAUGUGGACGUCCAUGGGCCAGAGUGGAACUUGAAGAUGCCCAAGAUGAAGAUGCCCAAGUUCAGCAUGCCAGGGUUCAAAGGGGAGGGCCCAGAUGUGGACGUGAGCCUGCCCAAGGCAGAUGUUGACAUUUCUGGGCCCAAGGUGGACAUUAAUGUUCCAGAUGUGGACAUUGAAGGGCCAGAAGGGAAACUAAAGGGCCCCAAGUUCAAGAUGCCCGACAUGCACUUCAAGGCCCCCAAAAUCUCCAUGCCAGAUGUGGACCUGCAUUUGAGAGGCCCCAAAGUGAAGGGAGACAUGGAUGUGGAUGUGUCUGUGCCCAAGAUGGAAAGUGACAUGAAGGUUCCAGAUGUAGACCUCAAGGGCCCCAAAGUGGAUGUCAGUGCCCCAGAUGUGGACGUCCAUGGGCCCGAGUGGAACUUGAAGAUGCCCAAGAUGAAGAUGCCCAAGUUCAGCAUGCCAGGGUUCAAAGGGGAUGUCAGUGCCCCAGAUGUGGAUGUGAAUCUUCCCAAGGCAGAUAUUGACAUUUCCGGGCCUAAGGUGGAUAUAAAUGCUCCAAGCGUGAACAUCGAAGGUCCAGAUGCAAAAUUUAAAAGCCCCAAAUUCAAGCUGCCCGAAAUGAACCUAAAACCUCAGAAGAUCUCUAUGCCAGAUGUUGGCUUGCAUUUGAAAGGUCCCAAGGUGAAGGGAGACUAUGAUGUCACAGCUCCAAAGAUAGAAGGCGAGAUGGAAGUGCCAGAUGUGGAACUGAAAGGUCCCAAGGUAGACAUCGGUGCCCCAGAUGUGGACGUCCAUGGACCAGACUGGCAUCUGAAAAUGCCCAAGAUGAAGAUGCCCAAGUUCAGCAUGCCAGGGUUCAAGGGGGAGGGCCCAGAUGUGGACGUGAGCCUGCCCAAAGCAGACAUCAACAUUUCAGGCCCCAAGGUGGACAUUGAGGCUCCAGAUGUGAAUAUAGAAGGGCCAGAGGGAAAGAUCAAAGGCCCCAAGUUCAAGAUGCCCAGCAUGAACAUCCAAACACACAAAAUCACUAUGCCUGAUGUUGGACUCAAUUUGAAAUCACCUAAAUUAAAGGGUGACCUGGAUGUUUCUCUUCCCAAAGUAGAAGGAGACUUGACAGGUCCUAAAGUUGACUUAAAAGCCCCCAAAGUAGAUGUGGACAUUGGGGAUGUUGAUCUCGAAGGACCAGAGGGGAAGAUCAAAGGCCCCAAGUUCAAGAUGCCCGACAUGCACUUCAAGGCCCCCAAGAUCUCCAUGCCAGAUGUGGAUUUCAACCUGAAGGGCCCCAAACUGAAGGGAGAUGUAGAUGUGUCUGUGCCCAAGAUAGAAGGUGAUGUGAAGGUUCCUGAUGUGGACAUUAAGGGCCCUAAAGUGGACAUUAAUGCCCCAGAUGUGGACGUCCAUGGGCCCGAGUGGAACUUGAAGAUGCCCAAGAUGAAGAUGCCCAAGUUCAGCAUGCCAGGGUUCAAAGGGGAGGGCCCAGAUGUGGACGUGAGCCUGCCCAAGGCAGAUGUUGACAUCUCUGGGCCCAAAGUGGACAUUGACAUUCCAGAUGUGGACUUGGAGUGCCCAGAUGCCAAAGUGAAGGGCCCCAAGUUCAAGAUGCCCGACAUGCACUUCAAGGCCCCCAAAAUCUCCAUGCCUGAUGUGGACCUGCAUUUGAGAGGCCCCAAAGUGAAAGGGGACGUGGACGUGUCUGCUCCACACCUGGAAGGAGAUUUGAAAGGUCCUCACGUUAAUAUCAAGGGUCCCAGUGUGGAUGUUGAGGUGCCUGAUGUAGAUCUGGAAUGCCCAGAUGCCAAAGUGAAGGGCCCCAAGUUCAAGAUGCCCGACAUGCACUUCAAGGCCCCCAAGAUCUCCAUGCCAGAUGUGGAUUUCAACUUGAAGGGCCCCAAACUGAAGGGAGAUGUAGAUGUGUCUGUGCCCAAAUUGGAGGGAGAUAUCAAGGGUCCCAGUGUGGAUGUUGAGGUGCCUGAUGUAGAUCUGGAAUGCCCAGAUGCCAAACUGAAGGGCCCCAAGUUCAAGAUGCCCGACAUGCACUUCAAGGCCCCCAAAAUCUCCAUGCCAGAUGUGGAUUUCAACUUGAAGGGCCCCAAACUGAAGGGAGAUGUGGAUGUGGAUGUGUCUGUGCCCAAGGUAGAAGGUGACAUGAAGGUUCCAGAUGUGGACAUUAAAGGGCCCAAGGUGGACAUCAGCGCCCCAGAUGUGGACGUCCAUGGGCCAGACUGGAACCUCAAAAUGCCCAAAGUUAAAAUGCCCAAGUUCAGCAUGCCAGGGUUCAAAGGGGAGGGCCCAGAUGUGGACGUGAGCCUGCCCAAAGCAGAUGUUGACAUUUCUGGGCCCAAAGUGGACAUUGAUGUUCCAGAUGUGGACAUUGAAGGGCCAGAAGGGAAACUGAAGGGGCCCAAGUUCAAGAUGCCAAAGCUGAAUAUCAAAGCUCCCAAAAUCUCCAUGCCUGAUGUGGACCUGCAUUUGAGAGGCCCCAAAGUGAAAGGGGACGUGGACGUGUCUGCUCCACACCUGGAAGGAGAUUUGAAAGGUCCUCACGUUAAUAUCAAGGGUCCCAGUAUGGAUGUCGAGGUGCCUGAUGUAGAUCUGGAAUGCCCAGAUGCCAAAGUGAAGGGCCCCAAGUUCAAGAUGCCCGACAUGCACUUCAAGGCCCCCAAGAUCUCCAUGCCAGAUGUGGAUUUCAACUUGAAGGGCCCCAAACUGAAGGGAGAUGUAGAUGUGUCUGUGCCCAAAUUGGAGGGAGAUAUCAAGGGUCCCAGUGUGGAUGUUGAGGUGCCUGAUGUAGACCUGGAAUGCCCAGAUGCCAAAGUGAAGGGCCCCAAAUUCAAGAUGCCCGAUAUGCACUUCAAGGCCCCCAAGAUCUCCAUGCCAGAUGUGGACCUGCAUUUGAAAGGCCCCAAAGUGAAAGGGGAUGUGGAUGUGUCUGUGCCUAAGAUAGAAGGUGAUGUGAAGGUUCCUGAUGUGGACAUUAAGGGCCCUAAAGUGGACAUUAAUGCCCCAGAUGUGGACGUCCAUGGGCCCGAGUGGAACUUGAAGAUGCCCAAGAUGAAGAUGCCCAAGUUCAGCAUGCCAGGGUUCAAAGGGGAGGGCCCAGAUGUGGACGUGAGCCUGCCCAAGGCAGAUGUUGACAUCUCUGGGCCCAAAGUGGACAUUGACAUUCCAGAUGUGGACUUGGAGUGCCCAGAUGCCAAAGUGAAGGGCCCCAAGUUCAAGAUGCCCGACAUGCACUUCAAGGCCCCCAAGAUCUCCAUGCCAGAUGUGGAUUUCAACCUGAAGGGCCCCAAACUGAAGGGAGAUGUAGAUGUGUCUGUGCCCAAAUUGGAGGGAGAUAUCAAGGGUCCCAGUGUGGAUGUCGAGGUGCCUGAUGUAGAUCUGGAAUGCCCAGAUGCCAAACUGAAGGGCCCCAAGUUCAAGAUGCCCGACAUGCACUUUAAGGCCCCCAAAAUCUCCAUGCCAGAUGUGGACUUGCAUUUGAAAGGCCCCAAAGUGAAGGGAGACGUGGAUGUGGAUGUGUCUGUGCCCAAGAUAGAAGGUGAUGUGAAGGUUCCUGAUGUGGACAUUAAGGGGCCCAAGUUGGACAUUAAUGCCCCAGAUGUGGACGUCCAUGGGCCAGAGUGGAACUUGAAGAUGCCCAAGAUGAAGAUGCCCAAGUUCAGCAUGCCAGGGUUCAAAGGGGAGGGCCCAGAUGUGGAUGUGAGUCUGCCCAAGGCAGACAUUGACAUUUCAGGCCCCAAGGUGGACAUUGAGGCUCCAGAUGUGAAUAUUGAGGGCCCCGAGGGAAAGAUCAAAGGCCCCAAGUUCAAGAUGCCUGAGAUGAACAUCAAGGCCCCCAAGAUCUCCAUGCCUGAUUUUGACUUGCAUCUGAAAGGCCCCAAAUUGAAAGGGGAUGUGGAUGUGUCUGUGCCCAAGAUAGAAGGUGAGGUCAAGGUUCCUGAUGUGGAAAUUAAGGGGCCCAAGGUGGAUUUCAGUGCCCCAGAUGUGGACGUCCAUGGGCCAGAGUGGAACUUGAAGAUGCCCAAGAUGAAGAUGCCCAAGUUCAGCAUGCCAGGGUUCAAAGGGGAGGGCCCAGAUGUGGAUGUGAGUCUGCCCAAAGCAGAUGUUGACAUUUCUGGGCCCAAGGUGGACAUUAAUGUUCCAGAUGUGGACAUUGAAGGGCCGGAAGGGAAACUGAAGGGCCCCAAGUUCAAGAUGCCUGACAUGCACUUCAAGGCUCCAAAGGUCUCCAUGCCUGACAUUGAUUUACACUUGAAAGCACCUAAAUUGAAGGGAGAUGUUGAUGUAUCUCUGCCAAAGGUAGAAGGAAAUUUGAAAGGACCAGAGUUAGAUAUCAAAGGCCCUAAAUUGGAUGUAGAAGCACCCGAUGUUGAUAUCCAUGGGCCAGAAGGAAAAUUAAAGAUGCCUAAAUUAAAGAUGCCAAAAUUUAGCAUGCCUGGCUUCAAAGGGGAGGGCCCAGAUGUGGAUGUGAGUCUGCCCAAAGCAGAUGUUGACAUUUCAGGGCCCAAGGUGGACGUUGAUGUUCCACAGGUGAGCGUUGAGGCCCCUGAGGGAAAGAUCAAAGGUCCCAAGUUCAAAAUGCCGGACAUGCACAUUAAAGCUCCGAAGAUUUCUAUGCCUGAUGUGGACCUUAAUCUGAAAGGCCCCAAACUAAAAGGAGAUGUGGAUAUCUCUGGGCCAAAGCUGGAAGGGGAUCUGAAAGGCCCUGAGCUUGACAUCAAAGGCCCCAAAGUAGACAUCAAUGCCCCAGAUGUGGACGUCCAUGGGCCAGAUUGGAACUUGAAGAUGCCCAAGGUGAAGAUGCCCAAGUUCAGCAUGCCAGGGUUCAAAGGGGAAGGCCCAGAGGUGGAUGUGAGUCUCCCAAAGGCAGAUGUUGAGAUUUCAGGCCCCAAAGUAGACAUUGAGGCUCCAGACGUGAAUAUUGAAGGGCCUGAAGGGAAGUGGAAAAGUCCCAAGUUUAAGAUGCCUGAUAUACAUUUUAAAACCCCAAAGAUAUCAAUGCCAGAAAUUGAUCUUAAUCUGAAGGGACCCAAAGUAAAAGGAGAUGUAGAUGUUUCAGUCCCUAAAUUGGAAGGGGACAUCAAAGGUCCUGAGCUUGACAUUAAGGGCCCCAAAGUGGAUGUCAGUGCCCCAGAUGUGGACGUCCAUGGGCCAGAUUGGAACCUGAAGAUGCCCAAGGUGAAGAUGCCCAAGUUCAGCAUGCCAGGGUUCAAAGGAGAAGGCCCAGAGGUGGAUGUGAACUUGCCCAAGGCAGACAUUGACAUAUCUGGUCCCAAGGUGGACAUUGAGGCUCCAGAUAUGAAUAUUGAGGGCCCAGAGGGGAAGAUCAAAGGCCCCAAGUUCAAGAUGCCUGAGAUGAACAUCAAGGCCCCCAAGAUCUCCAUGCCAGACUUUGACUUGCAUCUGAAAGGCCCCAAGGUGAAGGGGGAUGUGGAUGUGUCUGUGCCCAAGGUAGAGGGGGAUCUGAAAGGCCCCGAACUUGACAUCAAGGGCCCCAAAGUGGACAUUGAUGUUCCUGAUGUGGACCUUGAGGGCCCAGAUGCCAAACUGAAGGGCCCCAAGUUCAAGAUGCCAGACAUGCACUUCAAGACUCCCAAGAUCUCCAUGCCAGACUUUGACUUGAACCUGAAAGGCCCCAAGGUGAAGGGGGAUGUCGAUGUCUCCCUUCCCAAGGUAGAGGGGGAUCUGAAAGGCCCUGAGCUUGACAUCAAGGGCCCCAAAGUGGAUGUCAGUGCCCCAGAUGUGGACGUCCAUGGGCCAGAUUGGAACCUGAAGAUGCCCAAGGUGAAGAUGCCCAAGUUCAGCAUGCCAGGGUUCAAAGGGGAGGGCCCAGAGGUGGAUGUCAGUCUUCCCAAAGCAGAUGUUGACAUUUCAGGCCCCAAAGUAGAUAUUGAUACUCCUGACAUUAAUAUUGAGGGCCCAGAAGGGAAGAUCAAAGGCCCCAAGUUCAAGAUGCCUGAGAUGAACAUCAAGGCUCCCAAGAUCUCCAUGCCUGAUUUUGACUUGAACCUGAAAGGCCCCAAAGUCAAAGGGGAUGUGGAUGUGUCUGUGCCCAAGAUAGAAGGUGAGGUGGAGGUUCCAGAUGUGAACAUCAAGGGCCCCAAAGUAGAUAUAAAUGCCCCAGAUGUGGACGUCCAUGGCCCAGAUUGGAAUCUGAAAAUGCCCAAGAUGAAGAUGCCCAAGUUCAACAUGCCAGGGUUCAAGGGAGAGGGACCAGAUGUUGAUGUGAGCUUACCUAAGGCCGACAUUGACAUUUCUGGACCCAAGGUGGACAUCGAGACGCCCGACAUUAACAUUGAAGGUCCAGAUGCAAAAGUGAAAGGCCCCAAAUUUAAAAUGCCGGAGAUGAAUAUCAAGGCUCCCAAGAUCUCAAUGCCAGACUUGGACCUCAAUCUUAAAGGUCCUAAAAUAAAAGGUGAUAUGGAUGUCAACCUUCCCAAGGUAGAGGGUGAUUUGAAGGGGCCAUCUCUUGACAUUAAAGGCCCCAAGCUGGACAUUGAUGCCCCAGAUAUUGACAUCCAUGGAAAAGGCCCCAAACUCAAGAUGCCUGACAUGCAUGUCAACAUGCCCAAGAUUUCCAUGCCAGAGAUCGACCUGAAUUUGAAAGGCCCCAAAAUCAAGGGAGAUGUUGAUGUCUCUGCACCCAAAUUAGAAGGUGACAUCAAAGGUCCCAAAGUGGACAUAAAGGGCCCAGAGGUUGACAUUGCAGCUCCUAAAAUUAACAUUGAGGGGAAAUCUAAGAAAUCCCGCUUUAAGCUUCCCAAGUUUCACUUCUCAGGCCCCAAAGUCCAAACCCCAGAGGUGGACAUUUCGGGUCCCAAAGUGGAUAUAAACGCCCCUGAUGUGGAGGUGCAGGGCAAAGCAAAAGGCCCAAAGUUCAAAAUGCCCUUUCUGAGCAUUUCUUCACCCAAGGUCUCUAUGCCAGAUGUUGAGUUAAACCUAAAAAGUCCCAAAGUGAAGGGAGAUCUAGAUGUUGCAGUCCCAACCUUGGAAGGUGAUUUGAAAGGUCCUCAAGCAGAUCUUAAGGGACCAGAAGUUCAUCUUGAAGCACCUGAUGUGGACGUCCACGGCCCAGACUUUAAUGUGAAGAUGCCCAAGAUGAAGAUGCCCAAGUUCAGCAUGCCAGGGUUCAAGGGAGAAGGCCCAGAGGUGGAUGUGAACCUGCCCAAGGCAGACAUUGACAUAUCUGGUCCCAAGGUGGACAUUGAGGCCCCUGAUGUGAAUAUUGAAGGGCCAGAGGGGAAGAUCAAAGGCCCCAAGUUCAAGAUGCCUGAGAUGAACAUCAAGGCUCCCAAGAUCUCCAUGCCAGACUUUGACUUGAACCUGAAAGGCCCCAAGGUGAAGGGGGAUGUCGAUGUCUCCCUUCCCAAGGUAGAGGGGGAUCUGAAAGGCCCCGAGCUUGACAUCAAGGGCCCCAAAAUGGAUGUCAGUGCCCCAGAUGUGGACGUCCAUGGGCCAGACUGGAACCUGAAGAUGCCCAAGGUGAAGAUGCCCAAGUUCAGCAUGCCAGGGUUCAAAGGAGAAGGCCCAGAGGUGGAUGUGAACCUGCCCAAGGCAGACAUUGACAUUUCAGGCCCCAAGGUGGACAUUGAGGCUCCAGAUGUGAAUAUUGAGGGCCCAGAGGGAAAGAUCAAAGGCCCCAAGUUCAAGAUGCCUGAGAUGAACAUCAAGGCUCCCAAGAUCUCCAUGCCAGACUUUGACUUGAACCUGAAAGGCCCCAAGGUGAAGGGGGAUGUCGAUGUCUCCCUUCCCAAGGUAGAGGGGGAUCUGAAAGGCCCUGAACUUGACAUCAAGGGCCCCAAAGUGGAUGUCAGUGCCCCAGAUGUGGACGUCCAUGGGCCAGACUGGAACCUGAAGAUGCCCAAGGUGAAGAUGCCCAAGUUCAGCAUGCCAGGGUUCAAAGGAGAGGGCCCAGAGGUGGAUGUGAACCUGCCCAAGGCAGACAUUGACAUUUCAGGCCCCAAGGUGGACAUUGAGGCUCCAGAUGUGAAUAUUGAAGGGCCAGAGGGAAAGAUCAAAGGCCCCAAAUUCAAGAUGCCUGAGAUGAACAUCAAGGCCCCCAAGAUCUCCAUGCCAGACUUUGACUUGCAUCUGAAAGGCCCCAAGGUGAAGGGGGAUGUGGAUGUGUCUGUGCCCAAGGUGGAGGGGGAUCUGAAAGGCCCCGAGCUUGACAUCAAGGGCCCCAAAGUGGACAUUGAUGUUCCCGAUGUGGACCUUGAGGGCCCAGAUGCCAAACUGAAGGGCCCCAAGUUCAAGAUGCCAGACAUGCACUUCAAGACUCCCAAGAUCUCCAUGCCAGACUUUGACUUGAACCUGAAAGGCCCCAAGGUGAAGGGGGAUGUCGAUGUCUCCCUUCCCAAGGUAGAGGGGGAUCUGAAAGGCCCUGAGCUUGAUAUCAAGGGCCCCAAAGUGGAUGUCAGUGCCCCAGAUGUGGACGUCCAUGGGCCAGACUGGAACCUGAAGAUGCCCAAGGUGAAGAUGCCCAAGUUCAGCAUGCCAGGGUUCAAAGGAGAGGGCCCAGAGGUGGAUGUGAACCUGCCCAAGGCAGACAUUGACAUUUCAGGCCCCAAGGUGGACAUUGAGGCUCCAGAUGUGAAUAUUGAAGGGCCAGAAGGAAAGAUCAAAGGCCCCAAAUUCAAGAUGCCUGAGAUGAACAUCAAGGCCCCCAAGAUCUCCAUGCCAGACUUUGACUUGCAUCUGAAAGGCCCCAAGGUGAAGGGGGAUGUGGAUGUGUCUGUGCCCAAGGUGGAGGGGGAUCUGAAAGGCCCUGAGCUUGACAUCAAGGGCCCCAAAGUGGACAUUGAUGUUCCCGAUGUGGACCUUGAGGGCCCAGAUGCCAAACUGAAGGGCCCCAAGUUCAAGAUGCCAGACAUGCACUUCAAGACUCCCAAGAUCUCCAUGCCAGACUUUGACUUGAACCUGAAAGGCCCCAAGGUGAAGGGGGAUGUCGAUGUUUCCCUUCCCAAGGUAGAGGGGGAUCUGAAAGGCCCUGAACUUGACAUCAAGGGCCCCAAAGUGGAUGUCAGUGCCCCAGAUGUGGACGUCCAUGGGCCAGACUGGAACCUGAAGAUGCCCAAGGUGAAGAUGCCCAAGUUCAGCAUGCCAGGGUUCAAAGGAGAAGGCCCAGAGGUGGAUGUCAGUCUUCCCAAAGCAGAUGUUGACAUUUCAGGCCCCAAAGUAGAUAUUGAUACUCCUGACAUUAAUAUUGAGGGUCCAGAAGGGAAGAUCAAAGGCCCCAAGUUCAAGAUGCCUGAGAUGAACAUCAAGGCUCCCAAGAUCUCCAUGCCUGAUUUUGACUUGAACCUGAAAGGCCCCAAGGUGAAGGGGGAUGUCGAUGUCUCCCUUCCCAAGGUGGAGGGAGACUUCAAAGGGCCCCAGAUGGACAUCAAAGGUCCUGAGCUGGACAUUGAGGGUCCUGAGGGAAAACUGAAAGGCCCUAAAUUCCACAUGCCUGAUGUGCAUUUUAAGACCCCCCAGAUUUCCAUGAGUGAAAUUGACUUGAACCUGAAAGGCCCCAAGAUAAAGGGAGAUAUUGAUGUGUCUCUUCCCAAGGUGGAGGGAGACUUCAAAGGUCCCCAAGUGGAUAUCAAAGGGCCCAAAUUGGAUAUAGAUACACCUGACAUUGACAUUCAUGGCCCAGAAGGAAAGCUGAAGGGCCCCAAGUUCAAAAUGCCCGACCUGCAUCUCAAGGCACCCAAAAUCUCAAUGCCAGAUGUGGAUCUGAACCUGAAAGGCCCCAAGGUGAAGGGGGAUGUCGAUGUCUCCCUUCCCAAGGUAGAAGGGGAUCUGAAAGGCCCCGAGCUUGACAUCAAGGGCCCCAAAGUGGAUGUCAGUGCCCCAGAUGUGGACGUCCAUGGGCCAGACUGGAACCUGAAGAUGCCCAAGGUGAAGAUGCCCAAGUUCAGCAUGCCAGGGUUCAAAGGAGAAGGCCCAGAGGUGGAUGUGAACCUGCCCAAGGCAGACAUUGACAUAUCUGGUCCCAAGGUGGACAUUGAGGCUCCAGAUGUGAAUAUUGAAGGGCCAGAGGGGAAGAUCAAAGGCCCCAAGUUCAAGAUGCCUGAGAUGAACAUCAAGGCUCCCAAGAUCUCCAUGCCAGACUUUGACUUGAACCUGAAAGGCCCCAAAGUGAAGGGAGAUGUGGAUGUGUCUGUGCCCAAGGUGGAGGGGGAUCUGAAAGGCCCCGAGCUUGACAUCAAGGGCCCCAAAGUGGAUGUCAGUGCCCCAGAUGUGGACGUACAUGGGCCAGACUGGAACCUGAAGAUGCCCAAGGUGAAGAUGCCCAAGUUCAGCAUGCCAGGGUUCAAAGGAGAGGGCCCAGAGGUGGAUGUGAACCUGCCCAAGGCAGACAUUGACAUAUCUGGCCCCAAGGUGGACAUUGAGGCUCCAGAUCUGAAUAUUGAGGGCCCAGAGGGGAAGAUCAAAGGCCCCAAGUUCAAGAUGCCUGAGAUGAACAUCAAGGCUCCCAAGAUCUCCAUGCCUGAUGUUGACUUGAAUUUGAAAGGGCCCAAAUUAAAGGGAGAUUUUGAUGUGUCUGUCCCUAAGGUUGAAGGUAAUCUGAAGGGUCCUGACAUUGACUUUCAGGGUCCCAAUUUGGAUCUCCAUGGCCCUGAUGCCAAAUUAAGUGGCCCGAACUUGAAAAUGCCAUCACUUGAUAUAUCUGGCCCGAAAGUGUCUGCUCCUGAUGUGGACUUACAUCUCAAGUCCCCCAAGUUUGGCAUAUCUGGUCCCAAGAUAGAAGGUGGAGAACUAGACCUGAAAGGGCCCAAGGUGGACUUAGAAGCACCAAGUUUGGAUAUUGAGAGCCCGGAUCUGAACAUCGAGGGUCCAGAUGUUAAAAUUCCAAAAUUUAAGAAACCUAAAUUUGGCUUUGGGGCUAAAGGGCCAAAGGCUGACAUCAAGUCUCCUUCAUUAGAUGUCACCGUUCCAGAAACAGGGCUGAAUGUUGAGUCUCCAGAUGUCAGUGGGAAGGGCAAGAAAAUGAAGUUUAAAAUGCCUAAGAUCCAUAUGAGUGGCCCGAAAAUCAAGGCUAAAAAACAAGGAUUUGAUCUGAAUGCCCCUGAGGGUGAAAUCGAUGCCAGUCUCAAAACCCCAGACUUGGACGUCAAUGUGGCAGCUCCAGAUGCUUCUCUUAAGGUCGAUGUGAAAUCUCCCAAAACUAAGAAACCGAUGUUUGGGAAAAUGUACUUUCCUGAUGUAGAAUUUGAUAUCAAAUCUCCCAAAUUCAAAGCAGAGGCACCACUUCCCAGCCCCAAAAUGGAAGGGGAGAUCCACACACCUGGGUUGGAAAUCUCUCCGGGAAUCAAAGCCGGCCUCAGUGGGAGCCUGCCUAGUGCCAACGUGGAAGGGCCUGACAUUCAUCUGAAGACACCAAAGUUCAAGGGGCCAGGUGGGAGCCUGGAUUUCUCAGGGCCGAAGAUAGAGGGAGAUCUGAAACUGCCCAGUGUCCAAGCCAACCUGGAUGCCUCUGAUAUCAACAUUGAAGUUCCUGAUGCCAAAAUUAAAGCUCCCUCCUUUGGCAUCUCAUCUCCUCAAGUGUCUAUCCCUGAUGUGAAUGUCAACUUGAAAGGACCAAAGAUAAAGGGUGAUGUCCCCAAAGUGGAAUUGGAAGGACCAGAUGUUGAUCUGAAGGGUCCAGAUGCAAAAAUCCAGUUUCCUAAGUUUUCCUUGCCCAAGAUUGGAGUACCUGGUCUGAAGGUGGAGGGUGGGGGAGCUGAUUUUCAUGGCCAGCUCCCCUCUCUUGAAGGAGGUGUAAGUGCCCCUAACCUCAAGUUUGAAGGGCCUGAUGUGACCCUAAGAGGACCCCAAGGGGACCUGCCUUCUGUGAACCUCUCUGGGCCAGAUCUUGACUUGAAUUUGAAAGGACCAAAGCUGAAGGGAGAUCUGAAUGUUUCCGGAGGUGUCGUGGGUCCCAAGGUUAGUGUGGAUACCCCAGGCCUUGACCUCAAAGGAGCUGGUGGGAAAUUGAAGAUGGAAGGUGGUGGCAGAUUUUCUACAGAGGGAGGAGUGAAAGUGCCUGGUGUCGACAUCAAUUUAGGCACUCCAAAAUUGAACGUCGGUGUGCCCGAUGUGAAUCUGAAGGGACCAAAGCUGAAGGGAGACUUGGAUAUAGCUGGUGACAUCAAGUGUCCCAAAGUGUCAGUGGAUGCCCCUGAUGUCAGUUUGGAGGCACCUGGAGGGGCUAUUAAACUCCCCCAAAUGAAGCUGCCCCAUUUUGGCAUCUCCUCUCAGGGGUCUAACUUGGACGUUAAUGUCACAGGGCCAGAGCUGAAGGGGCCUGGGAUGGAUGUUCACCUUAGAGGUGCGGACUUGAAAGGGCCCCAAAUUUCUGGCCCCCAAAUCUCAUCUGAUGUGGACUUUAAUUUGCAAGGACCAAAAAUAAAAGGGGGCUUUGGUGGCAGUGGUGACAUCAAAGGUCCUGCUGUUGGAGUGGGAGUCGGGGGCAUCAGUGUCAAAGGCUUGGAAGGCAAUCUCCAGAUGCCUGAUGUCAAGUUGCCCAGAUGUGAAGCGGAGCUGCCAGAUGUGAAUGUCAAACUCCCAAGCGGGAAGUUUUCAGGUUCAGGCAUUGGUCUUCAUGGGGCAGCUCCUGAUGUGAGCAUCCAGGGACCUGCAUUCAAUCUCUCAUCACCUGAGAUCUCAGCAUCAGACUUGGGGGGGAUCGGUUUGAAGGGACCGAAAAUCCAAGGCGGUGUGGAUAUUUCUGGAGGGGUCAAAGCUCCAGACCUCAGCAUGGGGGGUGGACAGGUGAAUAUAAAGGGUGUGGGUGGGGAAUGGAAAGACCCACAGGUCUCUUCUGCCCUUGACCUCCAUGUACCAAAGCUGACAGGUGGGAUCCAUGUUUCAGGACCAAAGGUAGAAGGAGGCAUUAAGGGAGGCCAGGUGGGGCUUCAGGGUCCUGGGGUGGCUGUGUCUGGCCCCCAAGUUCACUUGGAAAGUGGCUCUGGAAAAGUAACAUUUCCCAAGAUGAAGAUCCCCAAGUUCACCUACUCAGGACGGGAGCUGGUGGGCAGAGAAGUGGGGGUGGACGUGAACUUCCCUAAAGUGGAAGGCAGCAUCCAAGCUGGAGCUGGGGAAGGGGAAUGGGAGGAAGCAGACGUCAAACUCAAAAAGUCCAAAAUCAAGAUGCCCAAAUUUACCUUUUCCAAACCCAAAGGCAAGGGGAGCGCCACAAGUUCCCCAGAGGUGUCUAUCUCAGGCUCCAAAGGCGACCUCAAAAGCUCUAAGGCCAGCUUGGGCUCCUUAGAUGGGGAGGUCGAGGCAGAGGCAUCCUCCCCCAAAGGCAAAUUCUCGUUCUUUAAGAGCAAAAAGCCUCGUCACAGGUCCAGCUCGUUCAGUGACGAGAGGGAGCAUUCUGCCCCAGUCACCCCGACGGGCACACUAGAGUUUGGAAGUGGCGAAGUGUCCAUCGAGGGGGGAAAGGGCAAAGGGAAACAUGGCAAGCUGAAGUUCGGCACCUUUGGUGGCCUGGGGUCAAAGAGUAAAGGUCACUAUGAAGUCACUGGGAGUGAUGAAGAAAUGGGGAAGCUCCAGGGAAGUGGGGUGUCUCUGGCCUCCAAGAAGUCCAGGCUGUCUUCGUCAUCCAGUAAUGACAGUGGGGGGAAGGUGGGUGUCCAGUUGCCAGAGGUGGAGUUGACUGUUUCCAAAAAGUAAGAGGAGAAGCCCUUUGUAUGUGUUCACGUGUAUAUAUAUAAAUGUAUAUUUACCAUAGGUAGGCUUCUGUGUGUUUGUAUAUAAACUUCCAAAGAUUGACUCAAGGUCAAAAUCAGCAAGGCCAACGGAGGGCUGGUGGGCACUUGGCCUGACCCAAGGCUGGGCUUGAGUCUGGGGCUGUGGUAAUAACAACAAAAGUAGAUGAUUUUUCCCCCCAGUCCAGCCUAUUUACAAAGUAAGCAGUAUUUGCUUUCCCAAGACUUCAGUUUGCUCAUUAAAUGCUGAGAGCAUCUGUUUACUAAGCAAGCCUUGUGUUUAUUACUUUCAUUUUUACAGAAUCUUUUCAGUGUUGGGGUCAUAGAAAUCUGACGUCCAUUUGAAUACCUUUUUUGGGGGGGUAGGCUUUUGUUUGCAAGGGUUAGGAGGGUGGGAUGGAGUAGGGGGUGGGAUAGGGUGGGACAAGACUUCCAUUUUGGCUUCCAAGAAUGGGUAAUAUUCCCAAAUCGUCUUAUCAGACAUACAUCAGGAUGGUAGAGAGAAGUCUUUCCCAGGAAAAUGAUUUUUUUUUUUGGUGGUGGGGUGGGGCUGGUGCCCUUUUAGCACAACAGUUCUCCCCACCCCAGCUGGUAAUUCUGACCAGUUUUGGGUGCUCCUGGUAAGAGGGGGUUAGACUGCUUCUCGCUUAUUAGUGACUGACCCGCUUAACUGGGGUUUACAUACUUUGUCCUGUAUGAGAUGUUUUUACCAGUGACUGCCAUUUUCUGAUAUUUGCCAUGAAUGCUUCUUAACAAAUGGUAUCUGAUUAAGAAUCCAGCACUUUAAUGCCAAAUUAAUUCCGAAUGUAAGAAAAUUCAUGCUGUAAAAUGCAAAUAAAGCCGCUAACAAGUAA
Messenger RNA from Dromiciops gliroides (monito del monte), 18615 nucleotides. It is a transcript of the gene AHNAK, whose product is annotated as AHNAK nucleoprotein. Bases 327 to 17726 code for a protein of 5799 amino acids. The record is from RefSeq and is a predicted model, not a curated record. The transcript has 6 exons. Gene Ontology annotation, cellular component: costamere; cytoplasm; nucleus. NCBI's taxonomy places the organism in Eukaryota, Metazoa, Chordata, Mammalia, Microbiotheria, Microbiotheriidae. Gene Ontology annotation, molecular function: protein binding. Gene Ontology annotation, biological process: regulation of RNA splicing.